Molecule: messenger RNA, 4961 nt
Organism: Lagopus muta (rock ptarmigan)
Lineage: Eukaryota; Metazoa; Chordata; Aves; Galliformes; Phasianidae
Gene: PLEKHM1
Product: pleckstrin homology and RUN domain containing M1
Exons: 11
Coding region: 1240-4257 (1005 amino acids)
Source: RefSeq, a predicted model, not a curated record
CGCUUUCUGUUUUAUUUCUUGUCACCUCGAGCCGUUUUGCUCUGCGUUCUCUCAGGGUGGGGGCUGCAGGGAGGCAGCACCGAUCCUCAGCCCUGAGUUCAACCCCGCACCCCACAGUGUGCGCAGCAGGGCGAAAGCAGCAGCGCCUUCCACAGCGCUGCAUCCCACAGGGAGGAGCAGCCCCACGGCCUGCGGCUGAGCUCAGUGCUGAGCAGACGGGUUGGGCUGGUUGUGCUGCUGGGAGCUGAGCUCCAUCCUACGCCAACCUGCAGCUCCGCUGAGCUGCUGCUGUGCUGCUGCUGUGCUGCUCGGUGGGGGCAGCAGGGUGGGCAGCGCCGGGGGCUCUGCUGUCACCUCGUGGCCCCAUGGUCGGUGUUGCAACGCCGGGGGGAAAUCUCGUGAUGAGCCGUGGUGAAAACGGUUUCUUUUUCUAUAAGCUCAGCUGUUGAACUCUGACCGUUGUGGAGUUGGUCGUCAGGGGGCUGAGCGGGCUGGGAUUCGGGGCUCUUGCCUGGGAUUUGAGGUUCUUCCUUUGGAUUUGGGGUUCCUGCUUGAGAUUUGGGUUUUUUUUCAUGGGAUUUUGGGUUCUUGUUUAGGAUUUGGAGGCCUUGCUUGGGAUCUGGAGUUGUUGGUUGGGAUUUGGGGUUCUUUUGCGGGGCUUGGGGUUCUUUCCUGGGAUUUAUGGUUCUCGCUUGGGAUCUGAGGCUCUUCCUUUGGACUUGGAGUUGUCGCCUGGGAUUUGGGGGUUCUUCCUUUGAAUUUGAGGUUCUUCCCUGGGGUUUGGUGUUCUUACUUGGGAUUUGGGAUGCUCAGGGUUUGGGCCGCCUCCACGGCUGCCCUCUGCACUGUGAGCCGAUGGGGUGGGAGCACAGAGCCCUACCAGCACUGCUGGGCUCUGCCUCUGCUUCACACAAAGCCACAGCAGCGCUCCCACGGCGGGGGAAGGUUUCCUCUCCCAGCUCUGUGCCCUUAGCAGCGCUUUGUGGCAGUGGCUGCUGCUGGAGCCGCCCGUGGGUCUGGAGGCAGAUGAGUGGAGACGGAGCUGAGCUGGGGGGCAGCUGUGCUGCUUUGCUUCCACGCCUCCGGGCUCAGCAGGGGAAAAUGCAGACGCUUUGUGGGGUUUCUGUUCUGCCAGGAGCGGGGCAGCGCUGCAAACUGCACUGCGAGCUCCAAAGUGUGCGACUGAGCGCCGUGUGACCCACAGGUGAGAUGUGACCGCGGGCGGGAGCAGCAGCUGAGAUGCAUUCGAGCCACGCCGAUGACCCCAAGGAAGUCAUCCAGCUGAUCAAGAAGCAGCUGGUGAGCUCCAUCAAGGCCCUGCAGAAGCAGUACGUCUCCUCGGACGCCGUGGUGACCAGCGAUGACGGGAACGCCAACACCCUGUGCAGCGCCCUGGAGGCCGUCUUUGUGCACGGGCUGAAGGCAAAGCACAUCAGGACAGAGGCAGGGGGCAAAGGGAGGAAAGCAGGCGGCCGGCUGCUGCUCCCCCAGCCCGUCUUCUGGGCCCUGCUGAAGAGCAUCACGCACCGGAACAUCAUCUCAGAGCUGGAGCAGCUCAUUUUCAUCACCACGGACGUGGGCCGCUGCCGGGCCUGGCUGAGGCUGGCUCUGAACGACGGAUUGCUGGAGUGCUACCUGAAGCUGCUGCUGCGCGAGCGCUCCCGCCUGCCCGAGUUCUACCAACCCGCGGCGCUGCUCCUGGACGCUGAGGAGUGCGAGUUCCUCCUGAGCUACCUGCAGGGCUUGUCGUCCCUCACCUUCCAGCUGUCCUACAAGUCAGCAGUGCUCAACGAGUGGACCGUCACCCCGCUGUCCCUCUCAGGGCUGUGCCCUGCAGCCGAGCUGCUGGAGCCCCCGACGGCCGAACCUCAGAGAAAAGCAUCCCUGGGCUCCAUCUCCCAAUCUUCAGGCUCCGAUGAGAUUGAAAUCCAGCCCUCAGCGCUGCCCAUCGGCAAAGCAGGCGACAAACCCAAGCGGACGUCGUCCUCGCUGAGCCUGAACACCACGGGUUCAUCACAGCUGUCCUCCAGCCUGGGCUCUGACGGCGUGCAGCCCCACUGCGCCCGCAGCCCCGAGCGCGGCGAUGAGCCGCUGUCCUGCGACUCCGACGUGGGCACGGCCACAGCUGAGGACCUGGACAGGUCGCUGCAAGAGGUGCUCUCUGAGUUCAGGAGAGCUGAGCCGAGCCUUGGUGCCCCAUCGGAGCGGCCGAUCCCUGCUGUGCUGGGCUGCUCCCCACCACCCCCCGAGGGCGCCCACCCACCGCCUUCCCCACCACCAGCCGAGGCCUGCAGCGCUCCGCAGGAGGAGGACAGCAUCCCGACCCCACAGCACGUGGAUGGGGGGAAGGAAGGCCGCGUGGCGUGCAGCCCUGCUGCCAAAUUCCUCUGCUCCCCGCUGCCGGGCUGCCCGAAUAGGAAGAGCUGGAUUUCGGAAGACGAUUUCUACAGACCUUCAGCAGGAGAGAGCGAUGAAAUCCCAGCUGACGCCAACGGCUUUGUGCCAGAUGGGGCCGGGGAGGGCCUGACCUCAGGGCUGCUCAGUGCUUUGGAUUUGGAAAGGUCGUCCCCACCGUCCUCGCAGGGCCCCAGGCUGUCCCCCGAGCGAGAGCAGAAGGGUUUCAGUGUCGUGCAUCGCCGGCAGAUGGGUCUCUCCAACCCUUUCCGGGGCCUGCUGAAGCUGGGCAGCCUGGAGCGGCGCGGAGCCAUGGGCAUCUGGAAGGAGUUCUGCUGCGAGCUGUCGCCGCUGGAGCUGCGGCUCUUCCUGGACCACGAGGAUCGCAGCUGCGUGGAGAGCUUCUCCCUGCUGCGCUGCGAGUCGCUGGCGCUGACGCAUGCGGAUGGACGCUUUGAGCUGGUGUUCCUGGGGAAAAAGCUGUGCUUGAGGGCUCCUUCCCGGGAUGAGGCUGAGGACUGGCUGGAUCGGAUCCGCGAGGCGCUGCGCAAGUGCCGCCCGCAGCUGGAGGAGGAGGAGUGGGAGACGCUGGCGUGCCCUGAGGACGGGGGGGAUGGCGGUGAGCCUGCUGCUCCGCUCCAGUGUGAAGCGCCUGGGAACGGCUUGGACUGGACUUUAUCCCACAAACCAGAGCUGGAUGCCAUCAAAGAGUCCGUUCUGUACGUGGACGUAGAUAAGACGUGGGUCCCUUUUAUCUUCUCCCUCUCCUUGGAAACCUUGAAGUGCUUUAAAGUGCGGAACAACGACAAAAUCUUAAGCAACAGUUACGGCAUAGAGACGAUCCAGGACAUCGUCCCCGACACCAGCCUGGGGGGGCCCUCCUUCUUCAAGGUGAUCACCUCCAAAGCUGUGCUGAAACUGCAGGCUGAGAGCGCGCAGGAGGCCGCGGCGUGGAGGGAGCUGGUGCGAGCGGUGCUGGGCUCCUACCUGGAGGCAGCCGAGGAGGCACUGACCCUGGGGGGCAGCUUGGACGGCCAUUCCCAGGUGCUGCUGAAGAGCAUGGUGAAGGAGAACGGCUUCUUGUUGCAGUACCUGGUGGCCAUCCCCGUGGAGAAGGGGUUGGACUCGCAGAGCUUCAUCUGCGCAGGCUGCUCCAGGCAGAUCGGCUUCUCCUUCGCCAAACCCAAGCUCUGUUCCUACUCCGGCCUCUACUACUGCGACAGCUGCCACCGGGACGACGAGGCGCUCAUCCCCUCACGCCUCAUCCACAACUGGGACCUGAGCAAGAGAGGGGUUUGCCGUCAGGCGCUGAAGUUCCUCACCCAGAUCCGCAAGCAGCCGCUGAUCGAUCUCAAGUUGGUCAACGAGAGCCUCUACGACCACGUGGAGAGGAUGAGGCGCCUGCGGCGGAGCCGGGAGCAGCUGAAGCUGUUGGGGGAUUACCUGAGCGUGUGCCGCAGCGGGGCGCUGAAGGAGCUGAGCAAACGCCUGGAUCACAGGAACUACCUCCUGGAGUGCCCCCACAAGUACAGCGUGGCCGACCUGCAGCAGAUCUCCGAUGGCGCCUUCGAGCCCUUCCUGCUCUCGCUGAUCCAGUUUGCGUCGCACCACGUCUACAGCUGUGAGCUGUGCACGCAGCGGGGCUUCAUCUGCCAGAUGUGCAGCAGCAGCGACAUCAUCUUCCCCUUCCAGCUGGAUUCCACCUCCAGAUGCAAAGACUGCAAAGCUGUUUUCCACCGGGAAUGCUUCAACAGCAGCACUGCCUGCCCGCGCUGCGAGCGGCGGCGGCGCUACCAACAGGAACAGCAGCAGGAGGAGGAGGAGGAGGAGGAGGAGGAAGGCGGCGCGGGGCCGAUGCCAUAGAGCCAGCAGCCAUCCCAAAGGCGGUGGCAGACGAUGCCCCAAAAGCACGUGGUGCACAGGGCUGGGCCUGCGCCCAAAAGACCCCACAGCCAAUGGGGGGUGGAUGAGCAGGGGGGGCUGUGGGGCUGAGCCGGGGCUGUGGGGCUGCAGCCAUCCCCUGCCACCACCCCACUGAUGGGGACGCGGUGGCGCUGGGCGGGUUUUGGUGUCCCCAUCCCUGGGGGAUGUGGGGACGGGGCUCCCCAGGGCCUGCAGUCCCCCCCCUUUGGGGUUUCUGUGUCCCCCCCCCCUUUGGGGUUUCUGUGCCCCCCCCCCCCCUUUGGGGUUUUGCUCUCUCCAUCCCAAUGGGGCACAGGGGGAUGUGGGAGCAGGGACUCCCCCCAUUUUGGGGUCAGACGUGCCAAGGGGACGCAGGCUGUGCAAUGCCACCCACUGGGAUCGCUGCCACCCCCGCUGCCAUCGUCCCACCGUCCCCCGGUGGCACUGGGGGGCUCACAGGCUGCGCAGUGGGGCGGCCGUGGGGCCCAGCUGCUGUCAGUGGGACCCGGACUUGAGGGCUGUGCGACGGCUGAGCUCGGGGCUUUUGUGGGUUUGGGGUUUUUUGGAGGUGCCUUGGGGGGCAGAGCUGCUCUGCCUCCCUUUUAACCCCCGGCCCUUCGGGGGCCGCAAAGAAGAGUUUUAUUUUCCUGUCACUGUGAAAACCA